ACUCUAAGGGGCACUCAGUAAAUGAAAAAGAAGCCGAGACAGCAUCUUGCCGCUGGCUCAACUGGCAUCAGGACCUCAGACGCCACAUGGAGACGUCCAAAGCAGCCUUGCUGCUGGCAGCGAUUGUCUGCACUACCGUGAGUGGUAGCGAUAUCAUGGAAAGCUAUGCCAAAACUGGGGGUGCCUGGCUAACUGCAAUCAACAAGCGAAUGUAUUCCACCAACACAGUGGAGGAGUGUGCAGCCAAAUGUGACGUCGAGACCAGUUUCACAUGCAGAUCCUUCAUGUACGUGGAGAAGGAUCAGGAAUGUUGGACAGCGGGGGCAAACUCCAAAACAGAGACAGUGUUGCGCAGAUCCAGCGCCACUUUAUAUGAAAAACAAGAUUACCUCCUCGAAUGUGUGAACGGGAUCGGAAAGGACUACAGAGGAACAAAGUCCAGAACAAAGUCCGGAAAAACGUGUCAGCGAUGGGACGCCAAAUUCCCGCACAAGCCCAACUUGACGCCCGAGAACAAACCCAAGGCAGAUCUGGAGUCCAACUUCUGCAGAAACCCCGAUGACGACGCAGGGGGUCCCUGGUGUUACACCACCGACCCCGAUACCCGUUGGGAGCACUGCAACGUUCCGAGCUGCACGGCAGAGGACUGCAUCCACUGCAAUGGCGAGGACUACCGAGGUAAGGUCUCCAUCACGGAGAGUGGCGUAGCCUGCCAGCGCUGGGACUCGCAGGAACCUCACAACCAUGGAUACAACCCGAACGCGCUCCCGCAGAAGUACCUGGACAACAACUAUUGCAGGAACCCAGACGGAGACCCUAAGCCAUGGUGCUUCACUACCAACCCCAACAAGAGAUGGGAGUUUUGCUCCAUCCCUCGCUGCACAUCAGAAAGUCCCACCGUGGCCCCAGAGAUCACCUGCGCCACGGGCGAGGGCAGCACUUACCGGGGAACCAUCGCCGUGACCGAGUCUGGCAAAACCUGUCAGAACUGGUCCACCCAGUCACCUCAUCAGCACAACCGCUCGCCUGAAAACUACCCCUGCAAAGGUCUGGACAACAACUUCUGCCGAAACCCCGAUAACGAGAGGAAGCCGUGGUGCUACACCACUGACCCCGAGACCCGCUGGGAGUACUGUCGUGUACCCACGUGUGGGGACGCACCUGGACCAGACGAGCCGGUCAUUCCCACGGAGGAGGAUGACUGCUACGACGGCGAUGGGUCCAGUUAUCGUGGGGUGACCUCUGAGACCAUCAGUGGGAAAAGAUGUCAGGCCUGGGCCUCUAUGAGUCCACACAGGCAUGGCAAGACUCCGCAGCAGUACCCUACUGCGGACCUCAGGAGGAACAUGUGCAGAAACCCUGACGGAGACCGAGCUCCCUGGUGUUACACCACUGACCCCAGAGUGCGCUGGGAAUACUGUAACUUGGAGAAAUGUUCCAGCCGUCCCGUCGAAAGUAUGCCCACCACUGAACCCACCACACCCUCCUCGCAGGAUCCGAUCCAGAGAGACUGCAAGGUUGGGAAUGGCGCCAACUACCGCGGCUCGACUUCUAUCACCAUCAUGGGCGUGACUUGUCAAGCUUGGAGUGCUCAAAGGCCACACCAACACAACAGUUUCACACCGGAUAGUCACCCCGACAAGGGCCUGGAUGGCAACAGCUGCAGAAACCCGGACAACGAUGUGAACGGACCCUGGUGCUACACAACAGACCGCAACACGAAAUGGGAUUACUGUCAGAUCCCUGACUGCGCGGGCGUAACUUGCGGCACACCCGCGACCAAACCCAAACGCUGCUACGGUCGCAUCGUGGGCGGCUGUGUAAGCAAAGCACAUUCAUGGCCUUGGCAGAUCAGCCUUCGUACCAGUUCAGGAAUUCACUUCUGUGGGGGAACUCUGAUCGACCCUCAGUGGGUGCUGACAGCCGCACACUGCCUGGAGAGGUCAAAGCGACCAUCGUCCUACAUGGUUAUUCUGGGCUCGCACAGGGAGCGAACCCUGGAGACAUCCGCCCAGCGGAGGGCAUUGGAGAAGUUGGUGUUGGGACCCAAUGGGGCUGACAUUGCACUGCUAAAACUGCAAAGGCCUGCAGUUAUUAACGAUAAAGUCCUGCCAGCUUGUUUGCCGGAGAAGGAUUACGUGGUUCCCAGUGGAACUGAAUGCUAUGUCACUGGAUGGGGAGAAACUCAAGGCACAGGUGGCGAGGGUGUCCUAAAGGAAACGGGUUUCCCGGUUAUUGAGAACAAGAUCUGCAACCGCCCAUCGUACUUGAACGGCCGAGUGAAAGAUCACGAGAUGUGCGCCGGGAACAUCGACGGUGGCACAGAUAGUUGUCAGGGCGACAGCGGGGGUCCACUAGUGUGUAACGCGCACAACAAGUUCAUCCUGCAGGGCGUCACGUCUUGGGGUUUGGGCUGCGCCAACGCCAUGAAGCCCGGUGUCUAUGCACGAGUUUCUAAAUUUGUGGACUGGAUUGAUCGAACCAUCAAAGCCAAUUGAAGUCGGCGGGAUGUCAGCGUUGUAAAGGGGAAACAGAGUCAGCCUCAUGGCAAAAUAGUUUCUACAUGACUGGAAUAAACACUGGGGAUACGCA
Messenger RNA from Hippocampus zosterae (dwarf seahorse), 2592 nucleotides. RefSeq names its product plasminogen (gene plg). The record is from RefSeq and is a predicted model, not a curated record. Bases 87 to 2498 code for a protein of 803 amino acids. Lineage: Eukaryota; Metazoa; Chordata; Actinopteri; Syngnathiformes; Syngnathidae. Gene Ontology annotation, cellular component: extrinsic component of plasma membrane. Gene Ontology annotation, biological process: proteolysis. The transcript is spliced from 19 exons. Gene Ontology annotation, molecular function: signaling receptor binding; serine-type endopeptidase activity.